GAGGAGGCAAAUGACCCACAAGAGAGACGGAUUCUAAAACCCUAAAAAGCGAACCAAACCCAGAGCAACCGUGCCGUCGGCAUCCAUGGCUACCAAGAAGAGGAAGGUCGACCAAGAGGAUGAGCUUCUAUCCGGCGCCCUAAACCACGCCGCCGAUCCUCUCUCCCAGGCCCACCACCAGCCCGUCGUCUACACUCCGGCCCCGGCCUCUGACGACGACGACGGUGGCGAGGACGACGAUGAUGACGUGGGGACGCUCCUGGAGCCGCUGUCGAGGGACCAGCUCGUCGGCCUCCUCCGCACCGCUGCCGCCUCCGACCCUGCCACCCUCGCGGAGAUCCGCCGCGUCGCCGAUCUCGACCCCUCCCACCGCAAGCUCUUCGUCCACGGCCUCGGCUGGGACACUACCGCGGAGGGCCUCCGUGCCGCUUUCGCCAGCUACGGCGACAUUGACGACUGCCGCGUCAUCGUCGACAAGGCAAGCGGCCGAUCCAAGGGCUACGGCUUCGUCCUCUUCCGCCACCGCAGCUCUGCCCGACUUGCCCUCCACUGCCCCCAGAAGGUCAUCGAGAAUCGCAUGACCUCCUGCCAACUGGCCUCCUCCGGCCCCUCCGCCCCCUCCGUCCACCACCACAACCCGGGUCCGCACCACCACCAAAACCCUAACCCUAGCCCUGGCCCCGCCUCUCAUCAGGACAACGUCUCGAGGAAGAUAUACGUGGGGAACGUUCAUUCUGACGUUGACGGUGGCCGCCUCCUUGCCUUCUUUUCCCAGUACGGCGAGAUUGAGGAGGGGCCCAUUGGCUUUGAUCGUCACACGGGGAAGCCAAAAGGGUACGCCCUCUUUGUCUACAAGACCGUGGAGGGCGCUCUAAGGGCCCUCGAGGAGCCAAACAAGAAUUUUGAGGGUCACCUGCUCUACUGUCAGCGAGCCACUGAUAACAAGAGUAAGGCGGCGCCCAUUCAAACUCCUGCUGCUCCGCCAAAUGUGGCUUCCAGCACAGGGACUCUCAAUGGGUCUGGUUAUGCAGGGACCCCAGAUAUGGGGUUAGCACAACAAGCUGCGAUGUUAGGACAGGGUCUCCUUGGCAUGGGCGGUACACAAGCCUUUGGUCAGGGGAUGCAACAAAAUGCUGCGGUGCUGGCUCUACUGGCAGCAGCUGGGCAAAAUCCUGCAGCUUUUGGGAUCACGCCGGCCAUGAUUACUUCUUUGAACCCUGCUUUUGCAGCUGCAUUUGGUGCAGCAGGGAGUCAGCAAGCUGUAACUGCUCCAACCGGUCCUCAGGUAGCACAGGUGCCAACCUACGGAAUGGGAAAUGCUGCAUAUCAAGGACCUCCAGGGUAUCAUGCACCUACAGGUUUUCAAGGUUCACCAGGGUUGCAGGGCCCUCCAGGUUUCCAGGGAGCUCAGUCAGUUGCUCAACAAGGAGGUGGAGGUGCCAGUUCUUAUCAAGGAGUUCCAACAGGGCAAGGUCCAAUCUCGAGGCCACCAACUGGACCAAUGGGUGGAUAUGGACCACUUUAGUUGCUGGUGUUUGAUCAUUGUCAAUUCAACAUAUCCUCCUUCAGUCUUUGACCAUGUACAUUGAUAAAUGAUUGCUUCGUGGAUGCUCGGCAUGCUUUCCCUAAUCCCUACAUCAUUAUGGUUUAAGGUAGAUCUCUUGCACUGUUGAUUUUAUUAUAAUCCUUGUUUGACUUCAUACCAAUGCUUUCUGCUAAAUAAUUGUUUUCUCUUAGCUAUGACCUCUGUAUUAAUGUCUUUUAGCAUUUGAAUAUUGCAUUGCACAAUAGAAUUGCAAUUUAUUCUGGAUUAAUGAUUUAUGCUGUGAAGAUUAUUUUAAUUUGAUAAGCAUCAAUAGCGUGCAGUUUAUUUUCAUUCACAUGCUGUUACUCCAGAGUUAGAAAAUGGGCAUUGAAGAACACUGAAACGAAACUGUUUAGGUUCCAUUUCUUGAAGUUUGAUUGAAAUGUCUCUGUUUCCAAGUUCACAAGUGGGACUGACAUCACAGUUGACAUAGCUACAUUUGGCAACUAGAGUCAUGACAAUAUCUGAUGGUGAGAAGUUGAUGUGGCUAGAGCAAGAUCAUGGGAUUCAAGAUGGAAUUGAAAAUUGAAUAUUUCUGGUGCUUCAUCUGUGGUGUUUCUAGAUGCUAGUGAUGUAUAAAAGUUGAAUUAGCUGUCAGAAUUUUAGAGUCAUGGGAAAGAGGCAGCACGAAAAGUCAAUUGGCUGUCAGGGUAUCACAGCUUAUGGCAUUGGGAAAGAUGAAAGGCUUUAAUUAAUCUCAAGUAUUUGAUUAAGUUCUGAUUAAGACAAUUAUUAAUUCAAGCAUCCUAAUUUAAACUGUUAUCUAUAAGAGCUGAGUCAUAUCAUUUGAAUUAAAUACAUAAGUUUGACUCAAAUGUUCAGUUUCCUUGGCCUGCCUGCACGUUCCUGUGCCUACUAUGUGCUAUAUGCAUAGACCAUAUUAUUUUAUAUUAAACUCUUUUAUAUUGUAUCAUAUGUCUUUGUUGCUCAAAUUUGGGUGUGGUGUAUUGAAUGUGAUAGGGAACUAAUUGUUCUGCAUGGUUGUUGUACUAGCUAUGGUCCAGCAUUUGAUAUACAGGAAUGGGGAUUUGAUCUAAAAUGGGUCAGAACAACUUUUUAUAUACUUUUAAAAUUUAACUUUGAAAGUACAUUAUGUAUUUUAAAAUAAAAUAAAACUAAUUGUAAAAAUAGUUAUUACUAUAUUAAAACUAUUUUCUUUCUUUUUAUCAUAUCUUUUCUCCUUGGUACUUUAUUAUCUUGUAUUUAUCGUCUCCUCUUAUGCUUCUGUUUCCUUCACACCAUGGGAUCUGCUUCAAGGGGGUAGGUUACCAGAGGGCAUGAUGUUAAAUCCCAUGAAUUAUUUCUCUAUUUGUCACUUAGCAGUGAUGGACAGAAAUUGAAAUGAUCUAUAUAUUCUGUAUAUUGAUUAAAAGGUCCUUCCAAUUGGCUCCGAGAGCAGGGCACCAUUUAUCUUCCUCUUCCCCUUCAAUCAUCUCUCUUGCCCUUCUUAUGUUGUUCUCUUCUUGUUAGAGGAAUGAUGCAACCAAUGAUAGCUGCUUUCUGUUUUUUUUUCUCUUAUUCAGUAACUGAUUAGAUAGAAUAAUCUGAUUUACCCUAGGAUCGCUGGGCACAGAUGAUUUUGGGUCAAGUUGGAGACAGCCCAUACCAGAAUCUGUCAUUCAUCAACGGUAGUCAAUGAUAUAGAAGAAUCUAAUUUAGCCUAGACUAACAGAGUGCAGACAAUUUUUGGUUGAGUUGGAGAAAACCCAUACUAGAAUCUGUCAUUCAUCGAUGUGAGUAUGGUGGAAUAAUAUGCCAAUAUGAGCAUCAUAGUCUUAUUAUAGUAUGAAAAAAAAAUGAAUUUAGUGUAGAAUAUAAUAUUAAUAAAAUGUAGACUAUACUUUAGAGUGUACAAUUCACCAUAUUGUACUAUUCUAUUCUAUUACAGUGUAUAAUAUUGUCUAGUGCAAUACAGUAGAGUAUAAGGUGAGAAAGUUGAGAGACGAACAGAGAGGAGAGAAGUAUGUGGGAAGAGAAUGUAAGUUUGCAAAUAUAUGGGCAGGAAGGAGCUUUCUGUUCUAGCUGCAAUAAUGAAUCAUAUUUUCACAUAUCACAGAAAAAUGAGACAUUUAUGAAAAGUUAGGUUUUUCUUGAGAUGCCCCAUGUUCUAAGAGCACUCAAAUUAAGAGGCAUAUAAUGGUGGUUAUAAGAUGAGCAUGUUACAGUGUAAUAAUUGAAGUAUAAGAAUAAUUUAGUUUUUCAAUGAAGUGGCGUGCUAAGAAUUUCUAAAAUAAAAAAUAAACCACAAAAAUUAAAAAUAUGAGCUUAAAGAUUUUCUUUUCCUAUUACGUAUAAUACGAUUCCUUUUCCAUCUAUUUGACACCUUUAGGUUCGUCUCUCUCAAAUCCCUUGGCUAAUCUUGAUACUAUGAGCUUUAGUUUAGACAAGGAGCCUUGUGGAUUAUCUGUCACAUUCUGAUGUGAUAUAUAUGCCAGUCUUACUUUCAUUAACAAAAAGGUUUUCCUUGACUUGGACAAUAUAUUAAUAGGUAUGCAGUUAUUUCUGUUGUGCAUUAUUACCUUUACUGAUAGAUUAUAUGGUGCUUGUUAUAAUUUUACAUGUCUCAAUCAAGUGUUGGGGAUUGGGAGCUAGCUUUAUAAUAAAGAACAUGUAUCUGUUUUUCAUACCCUGUGGGUCUGCUCAAAGUAUAAACAGAUCUUUACUUUGUACUGGUUUCAGAAUAUAGAUGAGUAAUGAAUAAUUCUCCUGUUAGUAUUUUCCCUGUUCUUUGUUUCUUAAUUUCCACCUUGAUGAGAUGCAUAUUUCUAAUCUGAUGUGGUCAGAUUUCUUUAAGCUGUCAUUUUACCUCCAAGGUUUCCUGUUGGGUGUAUGACAUUUGAGUUGGUUAUACAUUGAAGUUAGAAUUCUAACACUUGCAUGAUGGAGAGUUAUACUAUGGAAAAUAAGUCGUCUUGUCAAUGUUAUAUCAAGAUGGAAUGCCCAAGUCAAUUUUUGUUCUGGAUUUCCUGUCAUAUAGAUUUCUUCCCUGAGUUGCUGCAUUUCAUCUUUUUCUCACCUAAUCAGACUAGACUAGUACAUUUACAUAUUUUUUUUCUGAUGGCUAUUAAAACUCAGCCACCUAGCUUUUACAUGCUUUUUGGAAGAUGCUAUUAGAUGUUAUAGCUCCAACUACUUGCUUAGCAUGUGGUUCAACACAAAUUAUCCGGAGGCACUUCUUUUCACAGAAGAAGAAAUAUACAAAUGGUCAUUUUAAAUGUAAAUUUAAUUGAUAAGGAAAUAUUGUGCUCUUUGUGUUCCUUGGUUAUUUGAAACCAUUUGGUAGAAAAGAGACCCUUUAUGUAAGGAAAUAACAUAUCGCCGCAUUUGCUCUUGGCUGCUAAAACACGAGGGCAAUGUUGUCAA
Messenger RNA from Musa acuminata AAA Group (dessert banana), 4948 nucleotides. RefSeq names its product UBP1-associated protein 2B-like. Lineage: Eukaryota; Viridiplantae; Streptophyta; Magnoliopsida; Zingiberales; Musaceae. Bases 86 to 1525 code for a protein of 479 amino acids. Gene Ontology annotation, cellular component: nucleus. The transcript has 2 exons. Gene Ontology annotation, molecular function: RNA binding. The record is from RefSeq and is a predicted model, not a curated record.